Morone saxatilis (striped sea-bass) is the source of this 2511-nucleotide messenger RNA. It is a transcript of the gene rab13, whose product is annotated as RAB13, member RAS oncogene family. NCBI's taxonomy places the organism in Eukaryota, Metazoa, Chordata, Actinopteri, Moronidae. Gene Ontology annotation, biological process: protein secretion; regulation of exocytosis; Golgi vesicle fusion to target membrane. The record is from RefSeq and is a predicted model, not a curated record. Gene Ontology annotation, molecular function: GTP binding; GTPase activity. Gene Ontology annotation, cellular component: trans-Golgi network transport vesicle; synaptic vesicle; endosome.
AUCUGGGCCGAGGGCCAGACUUUUUCUUUUUUUUUUUUGAAGGAGAAAAAACACGUAGCCACCCCGGUACGUUUGUAAACGGAGUGAUAUGGACUCUUGGAAGGGAACAUGAAUCUCGAAUAGAUGUGUUGAUGAAGAGUGAUCUGCAGUAGACUUUGGAUGGAGUGUGUGUUUCUUUCUGCAGCGCACAAACACAGCACAGAGGCACUGAGGGGGAUCGGAAUUUACCGGUGACAAGACUGAGAGGAGGAGGAAAAAAAGGGAAAAAGAGGAGUUACAUGGAGAAACUUUUUUUAAUUUUUUUUAACCCCGCUUCAAUCACAAUCAACAUCUGAAGACUGAAGUCGAUGAGAAGUACUUCCAGAAAGAGACAACCCAGACUUUUCCCCCCUUUUCGAGUGGUGCUUUAAACUUUUGAAGAACAGCUCCGACCAUGGCGAAAAAGUAUGAUUUCCUUUUCAAGCUGUUACUCAUCGGGGACAGCGGAGUUGGCAAAACAUGUCUGAUCAUUCGUUUCGCCGAGGACAAUUUCAACUCCACUUACAUUUCUACCAUCGCAGCCUACUACAGAGGAGCCAUGGGCAUCAUCCUGGUGUACGACAUCACAGACGAGAAGUCCUUCGAAAACAUUCAGAACUGGAUGAAGAGCAUCAAAGAAAAUGCAUCAGCUGGGGUCAGUCGAAUGCUACUAGGUAAUAAGUGCGACAUUGAAGCAAAGCGGAAAGUUUCCAGGGAGACAGGAGAAAAGCUGGCGAAAGAUCACGGCAUCAGGUUCUUCGAGACGAGUGCAAAGUCCAGCAUUAAUGUGGAGGAGUCUUUUCUGUCUUUGGCACGAGACAUACUACAGAAAUCCAGCAAGAAGGCAGGCCCCACAGGUCGAGAGGUGAAAAUCACGAGCAGUACAGAGAAAAAAUCCUCCAAAUGUGUUCUUCUCUAGAUGGGACGCUGGCCAGCACACAGAGUAAAGGAGCAUACACAUUUAAGAACACAUCAGUAUUACUGGGGAAAAAUACAGCACAGCAGGUUUUCUGUCUCCAUCUGGUGGGCUAAAAUGUCAAAUACAUACUUUUUAAAACCUAAAUUACCAGUAUACUGGUACCUCCCCCCCCCCAAAAGCAUUCUUUGCCAGAAAAAUAAUUUAUGUAUUUUAUUGAGGUGAUUGUGCCUUAAUUUCAUACUGAAUUUAAUCUGCCACACUUCCUGUGAUGGUGUUAUGAAAAUGUUGCAAAGUGCUGGUGACUCUAAACAGCAGUUCCCACCUUGUGUUAUAAGAUAUACAUGUGUAUUUCCGCCCUGUAUUUUUCUGGAUUAUCACUACAUUAUCAUCCCUACAACAGCAGUGCUUAAUGUCCUGAAAGAACUUUGCCUUGGUUUUUUAAAUCAUGUUUUGGACUGGGUAAAACACUUACACAGUUCAGUGGAACCAUUUCAUUCAUUUCUUAUGUGUGAGCGCCGGUAGUAGUGUCUUUUUAGGAGCUCUGUGUUAGAGGAGGCGUUUGAUGGGAAGUGGUUUGAUUCACAUACAGUACACACACAGUAGGCUUCUGGUUCUAGUAUUUGACUCAGAUGUUUGUUAUUUCCUGUUCAUCUUGAAUUCAAGGGGCCACAGGCAUCUCAUAGACUCUUUUAGAUAGUUUAAAUACUGGACAGAGUUAGUAAAUUGAUUACUGAGUAAGUCUGAAAACAUGUUUGGUUACCAAUUCACUUUAACUUUGGUCAGUUUACUGUUUUAUAAUAAUCAAUGGAACGGACAAGUUGAAAUCCCAUUCUUGCAGUGCCAUAUCAGAGACAUUUUAUUUUCCCCUAUUUUAGUGGCAUACAUUGCAGAGAUGUCACAAACUGAACAUUACGCUUUUUAUUGGUUAAAUUUACGUUAAUGUUGUGCUUAUCCUUUGUGAAUUGAUGUAAAGUCUUAAUAGUGUACAUUAUUGUAAAGCAUUCAACAGAAUCUACAAAAACAGAUGCCAUUGAGUCUUUAACAUGGACAUUUUGUAAGUACAUCCUAUGAGAAGUUGAAAACAUGCUCAUGCAAGUUGUUGAUGUUGGUUGUAUGAAGUUGAAUUUGAAACAAACACGGGUGAUAAACAAGCUUUACUUUAACAGAUGAAUAGAUUGAGAAUGUGAAAGAUAGGAACAGCGAUAAGUGCAAUAUGAGAAGAUGGGUGGAGAGCUGAAACAAUGAUGGAUAAUGUAAGUGAAUGGACAGGAUGUGAGGGAAGCAGUGCUCACAUGCCCCUCAUUUUGAAUUGAUUUAGUGGGUCUUGCCUUUUAUCUGAAGUGCCUAAUGAAUUUCUUAGUAAACACUAUCACACAUUAGCUACAUGUGACAUGUCUCCCUCUUCGGGCAAUUUCAGAUCACUCAAAAUGACUCUGAUUAUAGGUGCUCAUCUCAUCCUGUAUCAACUUUUUAAGCUUUUUUAUUCACAUUUUGUGUCUUUUUAGACCUGCCACAAGACUUUGUAUGUAGUUAACAGACCUUCUGCUUGCUGAAUAAAACAUGAGUGUGAUGUA